Messenger RNA from Argiope bruennichi, 2326 nucleotides. Its product is annotated as protein phosphatase 1L-like. The record is from RefSeq and is a predicted model, not a curated record. Gene Ontology annotation, biological process: protein dephosphorylation; negative regulation of canonical NF-kappaB signal transduction; positive regulation of canonical Wnt signaling pathway. The coding region runs from base 103 to 1227 and encodes 374 amino acids. Gene Ontology annotation, cellular component: nucleus; cytosol. The transcript has 4 exons. NCBI's taxonomy places the organism in Eukaryota, Metazoa, Arthropoda, Arachnida, Araneae, Araneidae. Gene Ontology annotation, molecular function: protein serine/threonine phosphatase activity; cation binding.
GCAAUAACCUAUGAAACAAAUCAAAAGCAUGGAAGCUCAAUGACUUGUUUACUGUAGAAAACAAACAGUUUUUAUUUCGCAUUUUCACUUUUAACUAAAACUAUGGAAGAAGAAUCAGAAGAUUUGGCAUUUUAUCAAGCUGCUUUGAAAUAUUUUCGCUUAGUUUCUGGUGUAUUUUGGAGCUUUCCAUUUACUUACAUUUCUAAUCUUUUUUUCGAUCAAAGCUGCAUUCAAACUUCUAAAUUAGAAAUAUGCUUAACCAUAUUUGCUAUUAUAACAUUUGCUUUCAUUCUUUACCAGUCAAUUGAAUUAUUACGAAGGUUUUUAUCGUAUUAUUUUUCCGCGCGAGUUAAACGAUCGCUUCUAGUCAAUACCGUCCAAUUCAUUCGAGAUCGUGAUACAUGGGAAUUGAAAGAAGAAAAUUGUUGCGUUUAUGCUGUUAAAGGUAGAAGACCGAAAAUGGAAGAUAGAUUUAGUGUUAUUCAAGAUAAAGAAACUGGAGUAUGUUUAUAUGGAAUAUUUGACGGCCAUGGUGGAGAGUUUGCUGCCGAUUUUGUAGAAAAACAUUUAUUUAAAGGACUUUUGAAGAAACUGCAAGCUGCAAUUCUAGACAAAAGUAAAGAAAAUAAAUUAACUGAAGAAUUUGCACGUCUUUUAACAAAAGAAAUCUUAGAAGUUGAUAUGGAAUUGCUAAUUAAAGUGAAAGCAGCAAGAAAUGUUGCAGGCACAACAGCUUUAGUAGCAAUUGUUUAUAAAAAUCGUCUGAUUGUAGCUAAUGUUGGUGAUUCUAGGGGUGUUAUUUGUGAUGCUAAAGGAAAUACAAUUCCUUUAUCAUUUGAUCAUAAACCUAUUCAGUUGAAAGAAUGCCGUCGCAUCAAAGAAGCCGGUGGAUUUAUUUCCUUUAAUGGUGUGUGGAGGGUUGCUGGAAUUCUUGCUACUUCCCGAGCCCUGGGUGAUUUUCCACUGAAAGACAGAAAUCUAGUCAUUGCUUGCCCAGAUAUAUUGACAUUUGAUCUAGCAGAUCUAAAUCCCAAAUUCAUGAUUCUUGCUACUGAUGGUUUGUGGGAUACAUUUAAUAAUGAAGAUGCAGUUGCCUUUAUGAAAGACAAUAUUAACAGUGAUUCAUAUAAAGGAGCACGUAGUCUUGUUAUGCAAGCUUUGAAAAAUGGCUCAAUGGAUAAUGUCACAGUUUUGGUUGUUACUUUUCCCGAGAUUGAUCAAUCAUGACAGAAAGAAGUGCCAAAGUGAUAAUCAUAAAAGAGUAUUUAUAAAUAUAUUGAUUUUUAUAUUGCUGUUGAAUGUUUGAAAAUAUAAAUAUUUAUUAUGCUAGCAUAACCAAGGCAACAAAAUUAAGUAUCUAAUGCAAAAAACCCACCUUUCCUUAAUAUUUGUUCCUGGAAACUAUGCAAUAUAUGUAACUUUUCUUGAUAAUUGUUCCUGAAAGCUAUGCAAUGUAUAUGUCAAUUUUUAAAGAAUUUUUAUUUUAAAAAGUAUAUUUAUUAAAAACUCUUACAAAUUUAGUGCGAAUUGUUAUUGAUAACUAUUUUUAAAUAACUAAUAUUAACACAGCAGCUUGAGCCUUAAAACACAGUAUUACUUAUUCUUACUUAUAUAUAUCAUUGUUCUCUUCACUUAGUGAGAAACUUUUAUAUAUUCAGCUUUCAUCUUUGUGGAAUUUGCAGUGAACUUUAAUGCAGUUUUACAUUUGUUUCCCCUCUUUCUUGCUAUAUUUUUGUAAGCCAUUUUUGGAUUACAAAGUGAAAUUUUUUUUAAAAAAAUCAAUUUAAAUAGAAAUGGUGCCUUUGGAUUCUUAAAAUAAACCUGGAUUGGAUUCCUUCUGUAAUAAACCUGUAAAUGGCAAUCCAUUUACAGGUUUAUUACAGAAAUGUAACUUGUAUAACUAUAAAUUGUAAUUUUUUUGAACUUGCACAUUAUAUAUAUAUAUAAACAGCAUUCAAAAAAAGAUAGCACAAAUUCAAGUACCAUAAAUUGGAUUUGCUAUUAAAGUAGAGUAUAAAACUAUAAAUUGUUUAUUAGAAAUAGUAUUUAAUUUCUAUCAGUAUUUUUUUUUUUUUAAGAACAUAAUAGGUUUGUUGCAGUUUUAUGCUGUGCAAUAGCAUUACUGUUUUCUUAAAAUUUUCAAGUUGCUGGAAUGUUUGCAUUUUCUUCUAAUUGUAAUACUUCAAAAUUGUAUCUUUGUAUUUGAAAUAAUUUGCUGAAUGAUAAAUGGUAACUUUUCCAAUGAUAAAUAAGUUGUUUUCACCAAUACAUAUAACUAGAUAUGUAUUGAUGAAAUAUAAGUGUUUUUAAGAAGUCAAUGUUUUUU